CUGCGAUACGGUUAAAGCGAGCGAGAUUGAUACGUUGAUGCUGAUGCUACCCCUGUAAUAUACUAGGUAAGCAUUGAUCUAUCAUUCAAAUUCAUACUAAAACCCAAUAUUUUCUCCUUCCCAAUAUCUCUCAUAUCGUUCACUUCACUCUCUUGUCUCUUCUUUUACCCCAAUUUGCAUUGCAUGCAUCUAGUUGAUCCGUGGGGACGACGCUACUGAAAAUCGCUCAUAUUGCGUACAAUAUCACAAGCUUAAGCGAUAAGGUAGAGGCAAUGAUCCUUGGAUGAUCAUUACGUGAAAUUUACCUAAAUGAUUACCAGGUCAAAUCCCAGAGACACCGGUAUCAUAAGCUGGGGAUAUUAGAACGUUUGUAAACGAUGAAAGCCGAUAGGAAGACGCUCAACCGUCAAGUCACCGCCAGAUGAGUUUCUAGGAUAUAAACCAGAAUUGGCGCGGGCUGCCUCCCGGCUAGUUCGAGAACCCCAGAUCAUCAAUACUAUUGUUUCAAUUACUGAAUUAGGCAAUCCGGGCUGGACGUUUAUACGACACGUGAAUGACACUAUCUAGCCUGCUAACAGCUAAUUCGAAAGUUCUUAGUUGCGUCUGAGAAUAUGACACGCGACUUCAUAGGUAUAUGAUAAGUACGAGGCAUUUAUGCCUUCGUAGACUGCAUCUGGAAACUGUCUUUCGGGUUCCUCUAGGUUUAUUCAUUCAUGGCCAGCGCACCCCAAAAGACCUCUUCCUCGAAUUCCACGUCCCCGGGAGCAGUUGUCACAGCGUUGUGUGUGACCUUAGCCAUUAUUAUUUUCAUCUGCGCACUACGUAUGCGGCGAACAGCGACAUUAGCCAUGGUUCAGGAACGAGUCCCAAGAGGAUGCUUGCCCAGUGACCGGGUCGACUCAAUUCCUAUCGCCAAGUAUGGCAUGACGAAGAGGAGAUACCUAGCAGGCAAUAUGGCCAUCAACCAACCAGGGGUAUCAGCAAAGAACCACGAUACUCUGCCACAGCCCAUCGGCAUGAAGACUCCCAUAGCCACCUUUAAAGACACCAUACAACAGUGUUGGAGUAGGGUCCGCCGCCCUGGAAAUACGGACACUACCCAGAAUUUUGAACGAAGCGUCCAGCAAUCCUGCCCAACUUGCACCGAAGACUUCCUAGACGACGAUGAUGUUCGAAUAUUGCCCUGCAAACACCUAUUCCACCCACGGUGUAUCGACCCAUGGUUCAGGCGCUGUGCAAUCACUUGCCCCCUAUGGCAGGUGUCCCAGUUGCAUAGCAAAGUAGACUUAGGCUAACUCAAAAACCAAUGUUCUCUAGCCGUUUUGACGUCCGGAUCGCUUGGGUAGAGAGCUAUAUACAUAGUCCUCCAAUGGCAUAUGCCCCCGGAUCACGGCACGUAUAGCACGGAUACCAUCAUGGACUGGACCGGGAAUGCCGAGACAUAACAUCCAAACGCUCUUCGAAGAAUCGACUUCGCCAAGUCCUCUAAUGAUAGGGAGCGGAGGCUCUGUUUGCAGUGCAACACAUAUGCUCGUAUACUACGAGCCUACCUCUCAUCCAGACACUAAGCAUCCCCAAUACCUACCCGCCUGAGUACUUUUUAUUUCAAACU
Molecule: messenger RNA, 1612 nt
Organism: Annulohypoxylon maeteangense
Lineage: Eukaryota; Fungi; Ascomycota; Sordariomycetes; Xylariales; Hypoxylaceae
Exons: 1
Coding region: 714-1295 (193 amino acids)
Biological process (GO): ubiquitin-dependent protein catabolic process
Cellular component (GO): cytoplasm
Molecular function (GO): ubiquitin protein ligase activity
Source: RefSeq, a predicted model, not a curated record